ACUUAACCUCACUUUUCAGAUUUUUAUUUUACGUAAUGCAACUGUUGUAUCACCGAUGCGAAAAAUGUCCAUUCAAGACCAAACUCCUAUCAAGGUUAGAAAGCCACACAAAUGACAAAAACAGCGAUUUUAAUUGUUCAAGUGGCCUUGAACCGUACAGGUGUCACAAAUGCAAAACAUUUGAAACGCAUUUCUUGUCACAAUUGAAACAUCACAUUGUUCAAGGUCACUCAUCACAACAUGUCAAACCCAUAACCUACAAAUGUUUCAAGUGUGAUUUUAAAUCGUUUUCGAAAUACUUGGUUUUGAGACAUUCCAUUUUUACCAAACAUCCGAAGAAACAUGGAAAGAGAGGCAUGUUCAAAUGUACACAUUGUGAUUACGACACUAACCUCUUAGACAGUUUGAGAGGUCACGUGAUCUAUAGACACACAAACCAUUCCGAAAUCAAGUGGUUCAAAUGUGAGAAAUGUCCAUUUAAGGGCAAACUCAAGAAGGAUUUAAGACAACAUGUGAUCCUAAAACACGACCCUAAUUAUCACUACUCGUGUACACUUUGUGAUUAUAAGGCGAAGAGGAGUUAUUGUUUGAAAAAACAUGUGGAAAAUCGACACACCAAACCCAAAACGUGGAUUCAAUGUGCCCAUUGUUUUUACAAAGCUAAAAGUAAGGAUUUGUUGAUUUUACAUUUAAAAUCACAACAUGAUUCUAACCUCCAAUGGUUGCAUUGUGACCAUUGUGAUUUCAUAUGUAAAAAUAAGAUUCAAUUGAAAGUACAUACAGUGGCAAAGCAUGCGUUGGUGUGUGACAUUGAGUACUUCCAAUGCGACCAAUGCCAAUUCAAAUCGGCCUAUAAAAAAACACUAAAAAAUCACGUGACCAUAACGCAUGGCCCCAAUAGGCACAAAUGCAACCAAUGCGAAUUCGCCACCAGAUACAAGCAUAACUUGCAAAAGCACAUCAUUUCCAAACACACCGAAAAUCCCCAAGUCUUCAAUUGUGACAAAUGCGAUUACAAAACAAGUCUCAAGGAGAGACUCAAUAAACAUGUGAAGAACCAACAUGGCGACGGGAACCAAACUGUAUACAAUUGUGCCACGUGUAAGUUUAAAACCAAUCACAAGAAGAAUUUACGUGAUCAUUGGCUUGCACUUCACGACAGUGGUUCCCAAGAGUGGUACCACUGCGACGAAUGCACUUUCAAACACAAAAUCAAGAAACGAGUCACACGUCACAAAUAUAUAGUACAUAACCCGAAUAUAAAGUACCACAUGUGUGACCUCUGCUCUUGCAAAUUCAAAACAAACUGUGAAUUGACCCGACACAAGAAUAUCAGACAUAAUAACAAAGUCAAUUUUCAAUGGUUCAAAUGUGAACUUUGUGACUACAAAUUCCGGAAUGUGAAACAAUUGAACACACAUCGUCGUAUUCACGAUUCCAAGCAUUUCUCUUGUGACAUUUGUCAGUUUAUAACUCUUUGGAGGCAUUCUUUGUUUGCACAUAAACAAUUGCACUUACCACGUGAAGAAACAAAAUCUCUCAUGUGUGAUAAGUGUUGUAAGACUUUCAAAACGAAGGCUACACUGGCACGACACCUGAAAAACAUGCAUUCGAAGGACUUUAAAUUUUGUGACUAUGAAAGUAAAUAUCUCCAAGACUUGGAGGAACAUGUUUAUUGUGCUCAUUGCGAUUUUAAAACACUAAGUAAAGACAUUUUGGUCAACCAUCUCAGGUCGCAGCAUAAGCUUGGGGUUGUCUAGUUUGGGCACAAGUCGUGCAAUAAAUUAGCUUUAUGUGGAGAACAAGAAAAAUGACAUUUCUAAGCAUUUUAACAUUUUAUUUUUAUUAAUUUUUUUGUGGAGAACAAGAAAAAUGACAUUUCUAAGGAUUUUAACAUUUUACUUUAUUUGUUUCUUUUAUUUUCUAAUUUUAAGACUUACUAUCGUGGUGUUAUUGUAGAACAUUGUUCGGGGAAGAGUAAAUACUUUUUUAGUU
Tribolium madens (black flour beetle) is the source of this 1995-nucleotide messenger RNA. Its product is annotated as zinc finger protein 729-like. Gene Ontology annotation, biological process: regulation of transcription by RNA polymerase II. The transcript has a single exon. Gene Ontology annotation, molecular function: DNA-binding transcription factor activity, RNA polymerase II-specific; RNA polymerase II transcription regulatory region sequence-specific DNA binding. Gene Ontology annotation, cellular component: nucleus. Lineage: Eukaryota; Metazoa; Arthropoda; Insecta; Coleoptera; Tenebrionidae. The record is from RefSeq and is a predicted model, not a curated record. The coding region runs from base 36 to 1760 and encodes 574 amino acids.